AUGUCACAAUCUUCAAUUAAUAUAGAAAAUAUUAGUUUUGAAAAUGAUACUUUUGAAAAUAAUACUUUUGAAGAUAAUAAUUAUAAAGAUGCUAUUUAUGAAGAUAAUUCUAUUGAUGAAUCUAAUAUCUCUCAAAAUAUGAAAAUUGAUGCUAUUGCCAAAUCUCAAGAUAUAAAAAUUAAUUUUAUAGAUAUAAAUAAUAUUGAUGAUAUAGAUGAUCAACCAAGUUCUAAAAAAACAAAAAGACCACUUCUAACUGUUUAUAAAUACUAUAGAUAUAAUAAAAAAACAAAACAAUUUAAAUGCAAGCUUUGUUUGUAA
Messenger RNA from Dentiscutata heterogama, 321 nucleotides. The record is from the annotation of a GenBank genome assembly. Lineage: Eukaryota; Fungi; Glomeromycota; Glomeromycetes; Diversisporales; Gigasporaceae.